AAUCAUGUAUAAAUAAUAAAUAAAUACUUAAAUGUGUGAAUUUUUUGUUUAAUCAAGUGCAAAAUUAAGAGAUUAAAUAUGAAAACUUUUGGAUAACAGUGUUUCUUAAUGUGUUUUACUAUUUAAAUGGAUUAAAUCAAAACAGAAAAGACAAAAAUAAACACACUGACUAAAAAUAAAUCUCAGCAUGUGUUUGUAUAUGAGUGUACCCCUUUGGAUAAAUGUGGAACGUAUAACGACAGCUAUCUCGACAACUGCAUCACAGCUGUUUGAUGUCUCUCUAGUCAUAUUUUUAUUAAAUUGUAAAUCGUCAACAGCGGUAGCUACAACAGCAACAGCAGUCGCCGCACCAACAGCGCCAUCAGCAACUACAUUAAAACCAGCACGUCACGAAUGUAAACAAUUGAAGCAACGUCUACAACAACAAACACAAGCAACAAUUUUCACACAAUCGCAAGCAGCACCUUCAUCACCCACAAACACUGCAGCAGAUCAUAAAAUUCCUCACUGUUCGUUACCACCCCAUAUCGUCAACAUCAUCAGUGUAGGUGAUGCCGGUGUUUAAACAACAACAUAAUUAAACAACAAACAAGACAACAACAACAACAAAAAAACAAACAUAAAAUAAUUAAAAAAUUUAAUUAAAGUGCAGAAAAGAAUAAAAUUUUGAAAAAACAAUAUUUAUAUGUGCUAUAUAAUAUAAUAUAGUAAAGUACCUUUAGAAGUGCUUCAGAAAUCCAUAAGUAGAUAUAAAAGUGCAGCAAUCUUUUUGUUUUAGCAAAAAAUUGUUUAUGUUUAGUGCUUAAUAAAGAAGAAAUACAAAUAGAACGAAGAAAAAAACAGGAGAGAAAUCACAUUAAAAAAAAUCUUAAAACUAAAUGUUUUGAUGUCGUGAGAAGAAGAGCAAAACAAUAAACAAACAUAACGAAAGCAGGAAGAAGAAUUAGAGAUGUUUGUGGCCAUAAAUCAAAUGAAAUAUAGUGCCAAAAAGCGAAAAAAGGAAAAGGAGAUGGAGGAGUUGGGUAUAGAGGGGCACGACUAUGACUAUGACAAGGAAAUGCAGGAAGUUAAAGAAAACAAUAUUGUGAUGCCAACAGACAGAACAAAUAUAUUAAGGGAAAAUAACGAUGAAAGCGAACAACAACAACAACAACAGCAGUUGGCAAAACAAAUGAAUGACACGGCAGCACCUUUGCAGAUGCCAGCACAAAGCAAUGGAAAAACAGCACUGGCGAUGGCCUCCUCAACUAAGGAUGUAUCAACAAUAAUAACAGCAAAGGAAAAUAAACAACAAGCAACAAAGAUUACGCCAACAACAACAACAACAUCUACAUUGACAAGUGAACCUGCAGAUAAUACGCCAACAUGUAAAUGGAAAAAUUGCCAAUGCAAUUUACAAAGCGAUCAACAUUUAAAAGGAACUCAACAUCAAAAACAACAACAACAGCAACAGCAGCAGAAAUGGCAGCACCAACAUCACUAUGACUACGAACAACCUUGCCAUCACCAGCCAACAGCGACAACAUGUAAACAAGCAGCUGCUACUACUUCAUCUCCACCUACCCUAAUAACAUCCCUUGCCACUGUUUAUAUUUGUUUGGGCAUACUGACAUUGGCUUUAGCCUCCCUAUCUGUGUUAUUUUACUCACAUGUAGUCUCCUGCACAACAACCUGCCAAAAUUUCACAUCAUCAUCAUCAUCAGCAGCAUCACCAUCUUCACUCCAUAACAGCCAACUGGGAGAUACAAGUUCUUCAUCAAAAAUCCCCAAAGAAUUUUCAUCAUCAUCAUCUCCACCCUCAUCAAUAGUGUCUCCAUCGUUAUUUCGUGAACAAUUUCAGCAGGAAUUAUUUGCGUCGGAACAUGUGCUGCGUGCUAUGGUAGAGCAAAUAUUAUUACAACAAGUAGAACAUCUAGGAAAACAACAGCAACUAAUAAAUGGAAAACCUCUUUCCUUGGGGAAUUUAUCUGAUCAAAGAUACUCAUCAAUUCCCCGAACAACUUUAGUAGAUAAUAAUGAAAAUAAAACAGAACACAACAAUAACAGCACAACUGGAACUGCUAAACUCGCCAAUAGUGAUGAUAAAAACAGUGGCAAUGGUGAAGACGACACAAGUCGAAGGAGUAGAAGAACUUCUAGUGCAAUUGAACAAUAUGAUGGCGAAGUAAUAAAAACUAAAACUGAAGAAAGAAAAUCUAAUGACAACAGCGAGACCAUCAACUUGUCCAAAGAGCCAAAACCAAUAGAAGAAUUGUUAAAAUACCAGAAAAGAAUGCGCCGAGAUAUCUCUUCAUCACCAUCAACAUCAAUGCAUGAUCCUUUUAUCGAAUUCUUUACUCCCAAUCAUCGCAAAGUACUUGAAGAACAAGAUAAAGAAAUUCGCAAAAGAACUGGCCUUAAAGGAGCCGCUCCUGGUGGGGAUGAUUGGGUUUAUCUCAAUACGUAUUGUCGUGUACCUGAAAAAAUGAUUACGGGCUUUUGUCAGAGUACGCAGGAAUAUUGUCCAGCUAGUCCCCAAGGACCACCAGGACCUCAGGGUCCAAAGGGCUCUACAGGUCCACCAGGGCUGCCAGGUAUACCCGGUCCGAAGGGCAACAGAGGAGACGUGGGUUUACCAGGACCACCUGGUGUAGAUGGUGCCAUAGGUCCUUUAGGACCUAGAGGCCCCAAGGGUGAUAUCGGCGUAUCGGGAAGACAGGGAUUAGAUGGACGAGAUGGUGUACCUGGUGAGCCGGGUUUAGAUGGUGUACCCGGACGUGCUGGCGCUGAUGGUAUACCAGGAAAAGAUGGCAUGCCGGGCAGAGAUGGAAAAGAUGGUCUAAAUGGCAAGGAUGGUAAAGAUGGUUUACCAGGUCCCAAGGGUUCCCAGGGACCACCUGGUGAAAGAGGACUUAAAGGCAUUGCUGGACCCAGAGGCAGGCCAGGAAAGUCCGGAACGAAUGGAACUCCCGGUAUACCUGGUGUAAAUGCUUACAAGGUGCAAGCGAAAAAUGGCACUUUCUUAAGUGAUCUGUUGAUACCACCAUCCAUAGCGGAUACAAAUGCUCCAUACAUACAACGAACUUUAAUUGUGGAAGAAGGAAAAACAUUAAAUUUAAGCUGUGCCGCCACCGGUAAUCCAAUGCCUCAUGUUGAAUGGCGACGGGAUGACGGUCGUACAAUUAAUGUACUUGGAGUUGAAAUGUCAUCCGUAAGUGGUCAGUAUCUGAAAUUUAUAAAUAUAACGAGAAAUCAAAUGGCUGCGUACACAUGCUAUGCGGAUAAUGGUUUAGCACCGGUAGCAAAUGCAACAUUUUUACUGGAAGUGCAAUUUGCACCCAUGAUAUCCGUCUACCGUCAAAUGAUUUAUGCUGAAUACGGUCGUACUGCUACUUUGGAGUGCAUGGUGGAGGCUUUCCCAGAAGCCAUUCGUUAUUGGGAGCGAGCUUAUGAUGGUAAAAUUUUAGACCCCGGAGAAAAAUAUCGCAUUGAAACAUAUCCCGAUGGCUUUAAAACAACAAUGCGUUUAACAAUCAGCAAUUUGCGUAAAGAUGAUUUUGGUUAUUAUCAUUGUGUUGCGCGUAACGAAUUGAAUGCUACAAUGGUUAAUUUCGAAAUAGCACCACAAGAUCCAAAUAGUGAAACACCAUACGUGGGCAAGGAGAUAAAGGUUUACGGCCAAAGACCACCAGAGGCUGAAUGCCCAGUUUGUGAAACAUGUCCAGAUCCAAGUUUAUAUCAAUGUAAGGAUUCGAUUAAUUCCAAUUUCGAAAUUCAACCAACUGGAAAUUAUAGUUAUCCUGGCUUACCAAAACGCAAAAAGAGUUGCAUUUUAUAUGCUGUGGGCAAACCCGUCUUCCAUAAAUAUGUUGAUGAAUUGCAUGGUUCAUGGCUUAAGGAUCCAGCUGCCAAGGAAACGGACCGUGAGAAAACUUUUAUAACCAAAGAAAAGGAUAAUAAACUUCUGUAUGAAUACACAUCCAAAGUGGCGUAUCGUAUGAAUGAUGUGCCACGUAAGCAAUAUGAUUUGGGCAUGGGUUUUCAAGGCAAUGCUCAUGUUGUGUACAAUGGCUCAUUCUAUUACAAUCAAUAUAAUUCGGAUUAUGUGGUGAAAUUAGAUUUGUCUACGGGUAAAAGAAUUUCAACACAAUUGCCGAAUGCUGGAAUUGCAUCUGGUAAUAAAUUGUACUCGACAAAAUACAACUACAUGGAUUUUAAUGUGGAUGAGGUUGGUUUGUGGGUAAUUUACAGCACUUACGAUUCCAACAAUACUCUAGUGGCAAAGUUGGAUGCGGAAAAUCUUAAAGUGCAAUAUAAUUUCAACAUUACAUUGGAUCAUCAUAAAUUUGGUGAGAUGUUUAUUGUUUGCGGUCAUCUGUACGCCAUUGAUUCGUGUACGGACAAAAACUCACAGAUACGUUAUGCCGUUGACUUGUAUCAGGGUAAAUUGCUGAAUGUAAAUUUACCUUUUACGAAUCCAUUUAGUAAGACGACCACAGUUGGCUAUAAUCCUUAUACAGUGGAAUUAUAUUCAUGGGAUCGAGGCAAUUCUCUAACAUACCCGAUACGUUAUAAUGAACACAAUUUAGGGGGUGACCAUGCAUAAAGUAUUCAUUACUUUUUCUUGUAAAUAACAAUGGACACACAAAUGAAAACAACAAAACUAGCAAACUUGAUGGCUCUGCAAUUUUCCGAUUCAUACCAAAAAUAGCUAAAAUCAUUGUAGUUGUCUACCAAAAAAACAAAAAAAAAAAUAAGGGAAAACCAGCCAAAACAUCAAAUAAACUACAGCAUCAUCCUGUGACGUCUAACUGUAUGUGCCAGUAGUGUACAGAGCUAAAUUUUAACCAAAAAUUUAAUGAAAUACCUAAAAACAUGACAACCAACUAGAAAACUGAAACCAAGUUGAAUGAAACAUCAUUACAAAAAAAAAAAACAAAAAAAAAAUUAAUAUCAACAAAAGGACUUAAAACACAAAAAAUAAAAAAUAAACUGAAAAUAAUAAAACUUUUAGAUAAAUUUUAUGCAACAAAUUUUGUACCAGAAAAAUAUUGUAAAAAAAAAACCAAACUUUAAACUUAUUUGUAAUAUUGCUACUACAGAAAAAUAAAUUAAAUAUAAGUAAAACAAAUAGAAAA
This is a messenger RNA of Calliphora vicina (urban bluebottle blowfly), 5117 nucleotides long. RefSeq lists its product as uncharacterized. Gene Ontology annotation, biological process: signal transduction. Bases 950 to 4585 code for a protein of 1211 amino acids. NCBI's taxonomy places the organism in Eukaryota, Metazoa, Arthropoda, Insecta, Diptera, Calliphoridae. The transcript has 17 exons. The record is from RefSeq and is a predicted model, not a curated record.